Hylaeus anthracinus is the source of this 779-nucleotide messenger RNA. Its product is annotated as INO80 complex subunit C. The transcript is spliced from 3 exons. The record is from RefSeq and is a predicted model, not a curated record. Bases 380 to 757 code for a protein of 125 amino acids. Gene Ontology annotation, biological process: chromatin remodeling. Gene Ontology annotation, cellular component: Ino80 complex. NCBI's taxonomy places the organism in Eukaryota, Metazoa, Arthropoda, Insecta, Hymenoptera, Colletidae.
UUUAAAAAAAGAACGGUACACGCGCGUUUUCGCAUAUUGUAAAUUUAAAUAUCUAAAAACAUUUUUUUAUAGAAAUUCACAGGAUUAUUAUAUCGCUUUACUUAUUUUGAGUCAGUGGGCUAAAGUUUUAGUUAAACAUCCGAAUACAACAAUGAUGCUUACACUGUGUGGUAUAUUGGGAUGCAAUGUAGAAGAAAUAUUAGUUCUAAAUAGUCCAGAAGGAAUGUUAUUAUAAAUUAUAUUAUUAGAAAGUAACGUAAUUUUGUAAUAAAUUGGGAAUAAAUUGUUUAAAUAAUAGUUUAUGUAUUAUUUAUAUCGAGUUUUUGUAUUGAUUACUAGCUGUUAUAAAACAUGUACAACUUCAUAGGUACAAUGAAAAAUGGUGAGCGAGGAAGUGAUAGAAUUUAACAAGAAACUACAACCAGUUUUCAAGAAUCCAAUUUUUCAACAGAAAUUUCGGCCUACUAGUACCGCUGGAAAGAAACGAACUUGGCGUUCUCUCAAGCAAGUUUUGGCUCAGGAACGUGCAUUGCCAUGGCCGGUGGAAAUAGUACAUUAUAGUUCUAUUAAUGCACCGCCAAGCUUCAGACCAGCAAAGAAAUAUUCGGAUAUUUCUGGAUUACCCGCCCGAUAUACAGAUCCACAGACUAAAUUAUACUAUGCGACUGCUGAAGAAUUUGCGACAGUUCGAAGUCUACCAAUGGAUAUAACUGCCGGAUAUCUAGCGUUACGCGGCGCCUCCAGUAUUGUUGGAUAAAUAAAUUGAUAAUUUUAAUUUC